GCACCAGCCACAUCUGGUGUGAGGGGAUCCACACAUAACAAGUGCAGGACGGCCAAACGGCCCUAAUUUCAGGUCCAGUAGGCAAAAUGGCAACGAACCAUGUCUUCUUCGAGCCGCCCAAGUCGCUUCUGUCCAUUCUGGAGGAGGACAAGGACCUGAGCGUGCCCGCGCUCACCAAGCUGGGAUGCACGCUGGGUCCCCAGUCCCGUACUGUGGAGGUGCUGGAGGACCUGCUGCGCGCGGGCAUGACCGUGGCGCGCUUCGACUUCAGCUGGGGCUCCAUGGAGUACCACCAGGAGACCCUGGAUAACCUGCGCAUCGCUAUGCGCAACACCAAGCGCCUGUGCUGCACCAUGCUCGACACUAUGGGCCCGGAGAUCAUCGUGCUAAACCGCCCCGAGGCGCCCAUCAGCCUGACCGCGGGCCAGACGCUGACGCUGACCUGCAACAAGUCGGUGGCGGCCUCGGAGACGGUGCUGCCCAUCUCCUACCCCAGCCUGGCGGGCACAGGCCUGGCGCCCGGCAGCCAGGUGUUCGUGGGGCAGUACCUGUUCACCGGGAGCGAGACCUCCUCAGUCUACCUGACCGUGCAGGAGGUCAAGGGCGACGAGGCGGUGUGCACCUGCAACAACACCUGCAUCCUGGAGGGCCUGGCACUCACGGUGCACAUCGCGCACAUGCGCAACGAGGCACCCAUCCUGGCCGACAGCGACAUGUCGGCCAUCCGGCAGUGGGGCGCCGCCAACAAGAUCGACUACGUGUGUCUGUCCUUCACGCGCAACGCCGCGGACAUCGGCGUCGUGCGCGCCGUGCUGGACAGCUGCGGCCUGGAGCAGACCCGCGUGAUGGCCAAGAUUGAGAACCUGGAGGGGCUGGUGCACGCUGGCGACAUCGUGGAGGCGGCGGACUCGGUGCUGCUGUCGCGCGGCAACCUGGGCAUCUGCCUGGACGCCGAGAAGAUGUUCCUGGCCCAGAAGAAGCUGCUGCGCGCCUGCAACCUGGCCGGCAAGCCCGUGAUGGUCACCCGCGUGGUGGACACCAUGACGGACGCGCCUCGCCCCACCCGCGCCGAGGCCACGGACGUGGCCAACCUGGUGCUGGACGGCGCCGACGGCAUCCUGCUGGGCUCGGAGACCUUCCGCGGCAAGUACGCGGUCUCCACCGUCAAGACCGUGUGCGCCAUCUGCAAGCAGGCCGAGCUCUGCUUCGACAACCAGUCCUACUACCGCUCGCUCAUGGAGUACUUUGGCUGCUACACGCUGCACCCCAACCUGGGCAAGCGCGAGGCGCUGGCAUCGAGUGCGGUGCGCGCUGCGGCCAAGAUCAACGCGGCGCUGAUCAUCGUGUUCACCGUGACGGGCCAGACGGCGCGGUUGGUGGCCAAGUACAAGCCCGCCUGCCCCAUCCUCACGGUGGUGACGAGCGCUCACGAGGCCAAGGCGCACAACAACGACCGCUACUCGCUCAGCGGCUCGGGCGUCAACCUGGUCGCGGCCGGCGAGGGCGGGGAGGAGGCUUCCAACCCGGUAAAGCGCCGCAAGGUGGUGUGCCCCGACAUCAAGUCCGACGGGCUCAAGUGGACGCUGCUGGGCGAGGUGCAGGCGCGGCAGUGCAUGCUGUACCGCGGCGUGCUGCCCAUCAUGGCGGACCCCGACUUCAGCCUGCCGGGCGGUGCCAUCCUGGAUUACGCCAUCGCCUACGCCAAGCAGGUGGGCAUGGUGCGCUCCGGCGACAAGGUGGUUGUGAGCCAGUGCCCGCGCACCGGCUACAGCGACGUGAUGGAGGAGGCGGGCGUGGUCAAGCUCAUCACCGUGGACGACCACGUCAUCCCGGGCAGCGCCAUGACCUUCAACCACCCCCUGUUCGUCAUCGGCUCCAUGGAGACCCUCAACAAGCAGAACGACUAAAGCAGCUGCGUCAGUGCUGUAGCAAUGGCGGAAACGGCUGUAGCAGCAGCAGCACAGGCUAAUAGAAUGGCGUUGCGGCGUAGCUGGCGUUGCGGCGCCAAUGUAGCAGCAGUGGCAGCUGUGUGUGUGGAGGCGCAGGAAUUGAGGCGACCGUUCAGAGCCCUGACAAAAGUUUGCUUUUGAGCGGCUUAACAUUAUGGGGGUGGGAGGAGGCCAGUACUUGUGUUUGCGCGGGAGGCUCGCACGCCAGACGGCACGUGAUGCCGACAGGGGGAAAGCGGCAUCGACGUACAGUGCGUGUGUGUCUGUUUGUGUGAGAAGCUGUGUGAGAAGCUGUGUAUAAGGUGGCGGCGACGGUUCGUUCGCACAUCCAGUAUGGGGGCAAUGCGUUGUGUUGGGGUGGGGGAUGUGACAGAAACCACUUGCUACUCCUAAGGCCCCGUGACGUCUGUGGGCUCGCUAGCCCAGCACCGUAUGUCGGGGCGGCGCGGGCGCGGUGGGGCCCGCAUGCACAGGCGGCGGCGUUUGCGACGCAGGCGCUCACGGUUGGAUGAUGGCGUUGGCGUCGGUGGUCCGGGUGGGUUUCCCGCCCAUUAUGUACGGUACUAUCAAUUUUGGACGCGGUGAGGGCUUGGCAAGCGCGGACCAGAUGGGCCGAUGGGGCCGGAGAGAUGAAGAAUGACAUACGCAUGUGUUCAUAAGGGGCUGAAGGGCGCAGGACUCGGCGCAGGCAAUUUCUCGGCUGCUGCUCGGCACUGCUUGAUACGAGAGAGACACACUAGCACUCGGGCGUACUCGGAUGCAGGGGGGGCACAUGGCCGCUUGCACAGCAGGUUCCAGUUGCCUUUCCUCGCAUGUAAGGAAUUGGAUCC
Messenger RNA from Chlamydomonas reinhardtii, 2779 nucleotides. RefSeq lists its product as uncharacterized. Gene Ontology annotation, molecular function: pyruvate kinase activity; magnesium ion binding; potassium ion binding. The transcript is spliced from 14 exons. The coding region runs from base 87 to 1907 and encodes 606 amino acids. The record is from RefSeq and is a predicted model, not a curated record. Gene Ontology annotation, biological process: glycolytic process. Gene Ontology annotation, cellular component: cytoplasm. Lineage: Eukaryota; Viridiplantae; Chlorophyta; Chlorophyceae; Chlamydomonadales; Chlamydomonadaceae.